AUGUCGUAUGCCAACGCAGACGACAGACUCGAAGGAAUAAAUGAAACUGUAGGAGGGUUAAUAACCAAAAAGAAACAAUCCGAUGAUUUCGCCAAACCAGAACCUAAAAAAAGUCUUUUGGGUCUCGACAAACUUGCUGCCACAAAACGGGAACAUAUCCGCAAAAGAGAAUAUGAUGAAAGUAAUGACACCGGAGUGACCGCAUCAGUUCGCCGAGGGAUUGACAAAGUUCACGAAAAGCGACGAGAACGCGAAAGAGAUGAUCGAGGAGUAAAAUACAAAACCAGAGAUGACAAUCGCCGUCGUGAUAGGUCUAGAGAUAGAUCAGAAAGGAGAGGAGAUGCAAGCAGUCGACGAGAUCGGAGAGACUGGAAAGAAGGAGCUGAAACUCCUAGAUUCAAGGUUCCGGAUACUCCAUCUCGAUCAUCAUGGGACUUAGAUGAUCGCGAUUCUCGAAACCGGCAUGGUCGUAGCUCUUGGGAUAUGCCAACCCCACGCGGAGACCGAAAUCGAGGUCGUGGAAGAGAUUGGGAUUCUGAAAGAAGUAUUUCGAGUGCUUGGCGAAGCGAACGACGUCAUCGAGAUGAAGAACGACGGAGACGUUAUAAUAGGCCGGAGGAUUCCGUGCGAUCUAUAAAGGAAGAUAGGAAUGAGCCGGAAUUCCAUGACGACGAAGAGCGUCUACAAUGGGAAGAAGAGCAGAAGAACCUUGAUCGAGAAUGGUACGACAACGAAGGCGCAUUCGACGAUGAGUACAAUCCAUUCGCAAAAGUGUCGGAAGAAUUCGUCGAGAAACGCGAGAAACAAUGGCAGGAGAAAACACAGAAGCCGCGAUUGACUGUAAAACAACAGAUGAUUAAAAGAGACAACGAAAUGUGGGAAAACAAUCGUCUCCAUCGAUCGGGAGUUGUUGCAAUGGCCGACGAAUUGUCGAGCACAUUUGAAGACGAAACUGACGAAAAUCGCGUCACCAUUCUAGUUCACAACAUUAUCCCACCAUUUUUAGAUGGUAGAAUUGUGUUCACGAAGCAAGCGCAACCUGUUAUUCCGGUCGUCGACACAACUUGCGAUAUGGCAGUUGCUGCCGCGAAAGGUAGUGCUGCUGUGAGGAGGCGGCGAGAAAUGGAAGAUCGAAAAAAGGCUCAAGAUAAGCAUUGGGAGUUAGCUGGUAGUAAACUUGGAAACUUGAUGGGAAUCAAGGGAAAACCUGAUGAGACGGCUGAUCCUGAAGAUGACGACAGCGCUAAUUACAAGGAAUCUCAUCAGUUCGCUACCCACAUGAAGGAAAAUGAAGCUGUUUCUGAUUUUGCUAUGGAAAAGACAAUUAAGCAACAACGAGAAUAUCUGCCUGUUUUCGCAUGUCGUCAAAAAAUGAUGAGCGUAAUCCGCGAGAACAAUGUUGUGAUUAUUGUUGGAGAAACAGGAUCCGGAAAAACAACGCAAUUGGCGCAAUAUCUUCUAGAAGACGGUUUUGGAAACUCGGGAUUGAUCGGAUGCACUCAGCCGAGACGUGUCGCUGCAAUGAGUGUUGCGAAGCGUGUAGCUGAUGAAAUGGGUGUUGAGCUUGGACAAGAUGUCGGAUAUGCGAUUCGUUUCGAAGAUUGCACUUCGGACAAGACGAUCAUCAAGUACAUGACUGAUGGUAUUUUGCUUCGAGAAUGUCUUGGAGAUGGAUCUUUGGAUCAGUACUCGGCGAUUAUUAUGGACGAGGCUCACGAACGAUCACUAAAUACUGAUGUGCUUUUCGGAUUGUUGAGAGAAGUUGUGGCGAAACGAGCAGACUUGAAACUAAUUGUGACGUCUGCUACAAUGGAUGCUGAUAAAUUCGCAGAUUUCUUUGGAGGUAAUUGUCCGACAUUCAAAAUUCCUGGUCGUACCUUCCCUGUCGAGCUUUUCCAUGCCAGAACUCCUGUUGAAGACUAUGUGGAAGCUGCUGUGAAACAAGCGGUUACAAUUCAUCUUGGAGGAAUGGAUGGUGACAUUCUGAUUUUCAUGCCUGGUCAAGAAGAUAUUGAAUGCACUUGCGAGAUGAUCAAAGAGAAGCUCAGCGAUCUCGAUGAGGCGCCGCCGCUCGCGGUUCUGCCGAUUUAUUCGCAAUUGCCGAGUGACUUGCAGGCGAAGAUUUUCCAACGAGCUCCUGGCGGAAUGCGAAAAUGCAUUGUUGCGACAAAUAUCGCUGAAACUUCUCUCACUGUCGACGGAAUUCUUUUCGUUAUCGAUCCGGGCUUCUGCAAAAUGAAGGUCUACAAUCCGCGAAUCGGUAUGGAUGCACUUCAGAUCUUUCCGGUGUCUCAAGCUUCCGCUAAUCAGCGCGCUGGUCGUGCUGGACGUACCGGACCCGGACAAUGUUAUCGUUUGUACACGGAACGGCAAUAUAAAGAUGAAUUAUUGGCGUCAACUGUUCCUGAAAUCCAGAGAACAAACCUCGCGAAUGUCGUUUUGCUUCUAAAAUCUCUUGGUGUUGAUGAUCUCCUCAAAUUUCAUUUCAUGGACGCUCCGCCUCAAGAUAACAUGCUCAACUCAAUGUACCAAUUAUGGACAUUGGGUGCACUUGACAGUACGGGGCAAUUGACCCCGAUGGGUCGCAAAAUGGUCGAAUUCCCUCUUGAUCCGACGCUUUCGAAAAUGUUGAUCGUUUCCGCUGAAAUGGGAUGCAGUGAAGAAGUGUUGACGAUUGUGUCGAUGCUUUCUGUGCCGGCCAUCUUUUUCCGACCGAAAGGAAGAGAAGAUGAAGCUGAUGCGAAAAAGGAGAAGUUCCAGGUUCCCGAAUCGGACCAUCUCACAUUCCUGAAUGUGUACCUGCAAUGGAGGACGCACAAAUAUUCGGCGAAAUGGUGCGCGGACAACUAUUUGCACGUAAAGGCGUUGAAGAAAGUUCGAGAAGUUCGCGCGCAACUCAAAGAGAUCAUGCAAGAUCUCAAAAUCCCAUUGUCUUCCAACGGUAGUGAAUGGGAUGUCGUGAGAAAAUGUAUUUGUUCGGCGUAUUUCCACAAUGCUGCUCGAUUGAAAGGAAUCGGAGAAUAUGUGAAUGUGAGAACUGGUAUUCCAUGCUUCCUUCAUCCGACAUCCGCGCUCUUCGGAAUGGGUUUCAUGCCCGAUUAUGUGGUGUACCACGAGCUUAUCAUGACUGCCAAGGAAUAUAUGCAGUGUGUGACAGCGGUCGACGCAAUUUGGCUUGCUGAAUUAGGACCGAUGUUCUAUUCUGUCAAGGAUUCGAGACAAUCGCGGAAGGAGCAUAAAUUGGAAGGAGUACGGACCAUGGAAACAAUGGAAGUAGAAAUGCGAGAAGCUCAAAAGGAGAUGGAAAGGCGAAAAAUUGAAAGUGAGCGAGCAUUCAAACGACCGGACUCAUCGAGAAUUGUCGAAGUCGGAGCAAAAACUGCGCGAUCUGAAAGGCGAAAACUUUGGGGUCUCUAA
Messenger RNA from Caenorhabditis bovis, 3417 nucleotides. Lineage: Eukaryota; Metazoa; Nematoda; Chromadorea; Rhabditida; Rhabditidae. The record is from the annotation of a GenBank genome assembly.